GAGACGUGCAAGCUGCCUGUGGAGGUGACGCUAAUGAAGAUGGUGUCCCAGCCACCUUGCUGUAGCAACAUAGUGAAGCUGCUGGAGUGGUUUGACAUGCCCGAUCGAGUUGUCCUGGUCCUGGAACGGCCCAGCCCCUGUAUGGACCUUAAAGAAUUCGCUAUGCUUCAGAACGGUUGUCUGUCUGAGGCACAGACUCGAGACAUCGUGCUACAGGUGGUUCAGGCUGCUCGGCACUGCUGCGACCGCGGAGUUUUGCACCGAGACAUCAAGGCCAAGAAUCUCCUAAUCAACACUGAUACAUUGCAAGUCAAGCUGAUAGAUUUUGGCUGUGGUGACUUGCUGAAGGACACCCCCUACGAAAAUUAUUCAGGCACUCUUGCGUUUGCACCUCCUGAGUGGGUGAUGUUCAAAGAGUAUAACGGCAUUCCUGCUACCAUCUGGGGUCUGGGUAUACUCCUGUACAACUUGCUCUGUGGAGAUUACCCCUUUAAAUCAGAGGAGGACCUUGAUGAUGGGUACCUGAAUUUAUGUCCCGGUGUGUCUCGAGAUGUCCUCGAGCUAAUGAUGUGGUGCCUGGAACUCGACCCUGAAUUGCGUCCAACUUUUGAGCAAUUACUCAAGCAUGAGUUUUUUACAGAGGGAGUUCAGGACAAAGUCCGGAUUCCUCCGGAAACCCAGUUUUGAUAACACAUAGUAGAAAAAAAAUAACCAUAAUAUAAAAUAUAAAAAAUUAAAAUUACACACAUAACAACUAAAUUUAAACCAACUAAACCAAUUAAAAAUUUUUA
Pangasianodon hypophthalmus (striped catfish) is the source of this 791-nucleotide messenger RNA. RefSeq names its product serine/threonine-protein kinase pim-1. The record is from RefSeq and is a predicted model, not a curated record. Gene Ontology annotation, biological process: negative regulation of apoptotic process; protein autophosphorylation; regulation of mitotic cell cycle. The coding region runs from base 34 to 687 and encodes 217 amino acids. Gene Ontology annotation, cellular component: cytoplasm. The transcript has 4 exons. Gene Ontology annotation, molecular function: ATP binding; protein serine/threonine kinase activity. Lineage: Eukaryota; Metazoa; Chordata; Actinopteri; Siluriformes; Pangasiidae.